Sitophilus oryzae (rice weevil) is the source of this 1154-nucleotide messenger RNA. RefSeq names its product U3 small nucleolar ribonucleoprotein protein IMP4. Gene Ontology annotation, molecular function: rRNA primary transcript binding; snoRNA binding. The record is from RefSeq and is a predicted model, not a curated record. The transcript has 2 exons. Gene Ontology annotation, cellular component: small-subunit processome; Mpp10 complex; nucleolus. Gene Ontology annotation, biological process: rRNA processing. Lineage: Eukaryota; Metazoa; Arthropoda; Insecta; Coleoptera; Curculionidae. Bases 127 to 1065 code for a protein of 312 amino acids.
AGAAUUGAAAGUUAUGAAAGUUCAAAACAUAACCUAUUUUUCUGAACGUGUUUUCGCGAUUGUUUCGUCUGUUUAAGAAAUGCUUAAAAUUUCGUUUUGAAUAGAUUUAAAAUACAAAUUCUCAAAAUGUUACGUCGUCAAGCUCGUUUACGUCGUGAAUAUUUGUAUCGUAAAACAGUGGAAAGUCGACAAAAGGCUAUACAAGAUAAUAAGAGUAGAGUAAAGAAGAGUUUGGAUCAAAACACUUCCAUACAUGGUGAUUUACAGAAGAAAGCUCUACAUUAUUCGAAAAAACUUGAAUGGGAAGACGCCGGACCUGAGCAAGCAGUAUUAUUGGGUGGGGAAAGUGGAGGUGCAACAGCUAAUUCACAAGAUGAUGAAUAUCGGUAUGCCGGAGUUGAAGAUCCAAAAAUUGUUCUUACCACAUCAAGAGAUCCAAGUGCUCGGUUAAAAAUGUUUGUUAAAGAACUAAGAUUAAUUUUUCCAAAUGCACAAAGAAUGAAUCGUGGAAAUUAUGAAAUGAAGCAGCUUAUUAAUGCAUGCAGAGCCAACGAUGUGACUGAUUUUAUUGUAGUGCAUGAGCACAGAGGUGUACCAGAUGGAUUAGUUAUUUGUCAUUUACCAUAUGGUCCUACAGCUUAUUUUAACAUGUCUGAUGUUGUAAUGCGACAUGAUAUUCCUGAUAUUGGCACCGUGUCAGAACAGUAUCCCCAUUUAGUAUUCCAUAACUUUAAGACAAAACUGGGAGAAAGAACAAUGAGUAUUUUAAAAUAUCUAUUUCCAGUACCUAAAGAAGACUCGAAGAGAGUAAUAACUUUUGCAAAUCACGAUGAUUAUAUUAGUUUUAGACAACAUACUUACAAGACCGUCGAUAGACAGAUCGAGUUGUCAGAAGUCGGUCCACGUUUUCAACUGAAGUUAUAUGAAAUUAAACUAGGAACUCUAGAUACUGCUGACUCUGCAGAUACAGAAUGGGCUUUAAGACCUUACAUGAAUACUGCAGUUAAAAGGCGGUUUUUGAGUGACGAGGAUGGAUGGAAACAAGAUGACGAAAUUACAACAUAAUUUGUUUAUUAUUUAUUAAUAAUUUAAGUUUUAUAUUGAAAAUUGAUUGUAAAAUUAUCCAAAUGAAAUAUAUUAAUUUCUUAAAAAUA